GCCCAAACUUAUUUAUCCAAUAUCUGCAGGCAUGGCUUCACAGCUGCAGGUUUUCUCCCCUCCAUCUGUGUCUUCCAGUGCCUUCUGCAGGGUGAAAAAAAUGAAAGUGGAGAGCUGUGCUUGGGAUGCUUCCAAUGAAGCGUACAGUUCUGUGGGCCAGUACAGCUUCAACCCCGCAGCGGGCCUCCCUUUCGGCUCCUCGAGCCUGGUCUUCCCCCCAGCAUCCCGGGGCCAGGUGGUGGUCCGUGCGGCAGACAGCACCGGGAGCCUCCCGCGGGGGUCCAGCCGCAGAACCUCCCACAACACCCACCACUCGGAGUCGCACUCCUCCCGCGGGCACAGGUACGGCGUGAAGAGGAAGAACGAGGAGGUGGAGAGCUCCGGAGGAAGUGGCAGCGUUCAGAUUCUGGAGGAGCUCUCAGCUCCUGCUUUCUCUGCGCGGACGGGAGGAGCAGGGACCACCGCCCAAUCCAUCCCCCACUCGGCCCCCACCACCAAAAGCAGCAGCUCCAAUGGGGAAGGGGAUUACCAGCUGGUCCAGCACGAGAUCCUCUGCUCCGUCGCCAACAGCUACGAAGUUCUUGAGUUUCUCGGCCGGGGCACGUUUGGGCAGGUGGCCAAGUGCUGGAAAAGAGGAACUAAUGAGAUUGUGGCCAUCAAGAUCCUGAAGAACCAUCCAUCAUAUGCACGUCAGGGACAGAUCGAGGUUAGCAUAUUGAACCGGCUGAGUGCGGAGAACGCUGAUGAGUUCAACUUUGUCCGCUCCUACGAGUGUUUCCAGCACAAGGGCCACACAUGUUUGGUGUUUGAAAUGCUCGAGCAGAACCUUUACGAUUUCCUGAAGCACAGUAAGUUCAGCCCACUGCCCCUGAGGCACAUCCGCCCCAUCCUGCAGCAGGUGGCCACGGCCCUGAUGAAGCUGAAGAGCCUGGGUCUCAUCCACGCUGAUCUGAAGCCUGAGAACAUCAUGCUUGUGGACCCCAUCCGACAGCCCUACAGGGUAAAGGUCAUUGACUUUGGGUCAGCCAGUCACGUCUCCAAAGCCGGCUGCUCAACUUACCUCCAGUCUCGCUACUACAGAGCCCCUGAGAUCAUCCUUGGUCUGCCGUUCUGUGAAGCCAUUGACAUGUGGUCACUGGGUUGUGUGAUUGCAGAGCUCUUUCUGGGCUGGCCGUUAUAUCCAGGAGCUUCAGAAUAUGACCAGGUCUCACAUGUUAUGUUACUGUUAUUAUCAGAAAAAAUAUUAGCUGUGAAGUCGUGCUUCCAGAACAUGGACAUCUGCAAGAGAAGGAACAGUAGCUUUGACAGUGGGAAAGCCCUGUUUGCUGCUAACACUGUUCCUGGAACUGCAGGAAACCUGACUGUGACCUUCAGCAGCCAGCUGAACCAGCACAGCCAGGUUCCGUCUGCUGGUGGAGCUGUUCCUCUCCUUAACUACCAACCAGCACUUUACCAGCAGGCCACCAUAAACAUCCCAGGCCUGACCCAACCCAGCAUCCCCCUGCAGACCCGCCCCACUCAGCUGUGUGCUCAGACUGAACCUUUCCAGCAAACCCUCAUCGUCUGCCCCCCCACCACUAUCCAAGGGCUUCCAUCUUCUAAUAAAACCUCUAGCUAUCCUGUCCGGAUGGAGAACACUGUUCCUGUUGUCCAGCAGAACCAGUCCACGCAGCCUCUUCAGAUUCAACCCAGCAUGCUGACGCAGGGCUCCUGCACGCCUCUGAUGGUGGCCACGCUGCACCCCCACACAGCGGGAGUGGCAUCCCAGUACCCGCUGCCCCUGGCACUGGGCUGUGGGGCAGGAAGGCCUGCCCUGCUGGAGCAGACAGCCACAGUGCUGCAGGCCUGGCCAGCGGGAACCCAGCAGAUCCUCAUACCCUCUGCAUGGCAGCAGGUGCCUGGCAUGACCAUCCACAACUCCAGCCACCAGCCCGUACUGACCGAAUCGCCUCUGGAGACCCUGCUGUCUGAGAGCGCCACACAGCAGACGUCAAGCUGGAGGGCGUCUCAGAGCGGUCAGCACAAUGGCGUCGUCCAGCAGAACCCACACCUCCUUAGCGGCCUUAAUCUCACUCAUUCUCUCAGUCGAGGAACGUCUGUGGUCACACGGUCACAGAACAAGAGGAGCAGAAUCUGUUGUGACACUGGCAGCAGCAGUGCUCUGGUGAGCUCUCAAUCAUUCAGUGCUAUUCUCACUCAGCCCAUCAUUAUCUCUGACACCCCGAGUCCUGCUGUCAGCGUCAUCACCAUACACAGUGACACUGAAGAUGAGGACGAGAGGAAGUUCCACCCUGCUAGCUGUGGCCCCAGCCACAGGACUAAUGUGAUCAGCUGUCUAACAGUUCACGAUUCGGACUCCUCCACCACUAGUCCUCUGACUCCCAAGCCCCAGAACGGUCACGCGAGGGUCCAGUCCUCACGACUCUUCAAAUCCCUGGCAGUGGUGGCUCCAUCUGUGAAAGCACAGCCUGUGGAAAGCUCAAUAUCAGCCAAAAUCCCAUCGGCUAUAGCUCUUCCACUGAAUUACUACAUGAAGCCUAAGAGAGCCGCUGUCGCAAGGCAGCCGAGCAGCUCUGGAGAGAGUGUCACUGACCACCAACAGGAGGAGCCCAGCAGAUCUCAACCACUCAACCUCAGUCAGACCACUGUCUCCUCGUCCCAAGAACCAUCCGGUGGCUCGUCCUCCCUGCGUCGACAGCACACGUACCCGCCGACCUCGUCUCAUUACUGUCUCCAGGAGGCCCCAUCGUUCACCAGCACCCCCAGCCUGUACCCCUACCCCACCCCCGCGUCCCACAUGAAGCACCUGCUCAUACAAGGCUCCUCCCCCUCCAUGCACGGCCCGCCCACGAGUCACUAUGCAGCCAGUCUUAUCCCAAAGGACUCCAUUGGAGGCGUGGUCCACGGACUCUCCGCCCACUACCAGCAACAUUACCCCGCCCAUCCUUACAUCAGCACCAGCACCAUUAGAGGAGGCGGGGCUUACAGCGGCUAUCAGCUGAGCCCGCGGAGGGUCCCUCAGUACCCCUACAUAUGAGACGCACGGACUGAUGUUCAGAUUUUACGACCGACAGGCCUGCCGUCAACUGCUGCAACUGGUUUUAUCUGUCCUAUUUAUGUUUUAGAAUGUUAAUAUUUAGAAAUCUAUCAUGUCAUUUUGCAUCUGUUUACUGAGAAAUCCAGUGUCCAGUUAGGCCAGUUUAUUUUCUUGGCUCAAGGAACGCUGACGUGUUUUUAAUUCGUAAGCAAUAGCGCGAUUAAUGCUGACAUAAUGGAACAGGGAUCGUGACGCCGUGUAUUGUCUGUUCGACUAAAAUCCUUACACUAAUCGUUGACUUGUUUUAGACUCCAUUUUGUUUUUAGAUUCAGUGCCGUGUUUUUGUUGACGAAGGGUCUCUUUUGUUUUUAAGUUAUGUUUGUUUGUGAAGCCGACUGGUUCUCAACCACUUUACUCGAAGGUCAAGAUGUGGAAAGAAAAAAAAAUGUAUUAUGUGCCCUGGUCGUAUUGUUAUUUAAGUUAGCGCUAUAUGUUAGUCCUGGUAGAAUCGUAGAGUGUAUGUUGUGAGGAAUAUCAGUGAAUACGAGGAACUUUUAUUUUCUUUUAAA
This is a messenger RNA of Sinocyclocheilus grahami, 3606 nucleotides long. RefSeq names its product homeodomain interacting protein kinase 1b (gene hipk1b). Gene Ontology annotation, molecular function: protein serine/threonine kinase activity; protein tyrosine kinase activity; ATP binding. The transcript is spliced from 13 exons. Gene Ontology annotation, biological process: smoothened signaling pathway; peptidyl-serine phosphorylation; peptidyl-threonine phosphorylation. The record is from RefSeq and is a predicted model, not a curated record. Bases 32 to 3037 code for a protein of 1001 amino acids. Gene Ontology annotation, cellular component: cytoplasm; PML body; nucleus. Lineage: Eukaryota; Metazoa; Chordata; Actinopteri; Cypriniformes; Cyprinidae.